AUGGCGGUGCUGGGCCCAACUACAAACGCGCCAGCCGCAAAGGAGCACCUCGUCGCUUUGUUUGCAACCAUCCCGGACGAUCCGAAGGAGAUCUUCGUUUGCGACGUGCCGGGCUGCGACCAGAAGUUCGUUCGCGCCGACUUGCUUUCGAGACACCAAAAACGGCACUCGUCCACGUAUAUCCCAAGGAAUCGCGCCCCCAGCUUCAGCACUUCUGUCGCAUCCGCCGCCGUCUCGUCGCCGACAUCAGCUGGCCUCUCGCGGUCCACUUACCCUCAGCACUCCUCGUCAGGCGGGCCUCAUGACGCCGCGAUUCUUCUCACGCCCGGCUCCGACGCGACGCCGACGCCGACCACAGCCGCAACCAACCCGUCCCUGACCCAGCAAGCCGCAAGGCUAGGCCAGCCCUCAACGUGGCCAUCCAUCGACGACAUGGCCGCGGACAUGAUGCGUCCGAAGCCCAACUUCUACGUCCGCGAACAAGUCUCCCUGCCCGAAGCACCGCCUUUGAUGCCGUCUUACACCUCGGUUAGCUUCCAGCCGGACGAGGCCUUAUCGAGGGAGAACUUUGCCAUGUGGUUGUUUGAUUCCCAAGCGAGUUUCAGCGAGUUCAACGGGGUCGCCAAUAUCCCUUUUCUGGAAGGCGGUCUCGAAUCAACCUUUAACAACAACAUCCACUAUGACUACGAGUCCCUCACCAGCCGCUCGCAGCUGGACCCUACCCCGCCACGUCAGGUCGAAGUCAGCGACGAACUCAUCAGCGAACACAGGCGGCAGGAGGUCCUCCGUUGGCUCCAGGUUUUCCGGCAGAAACAGCCCAAGUAUGAGCCGCGCAUCGUGAGCCUGGUGCAAGAGAGCGGCGGAGACCUGCCUGCCCUGAACCUGGACAUGAUGAGGGACUGCUUGCAGGAGUACUGGAAGAACAUCUCGCCGAGACUACCGAUAGUCCACCAGCCGACCUUUUCGUCCAAUCGCUGCCCCAUCUUGCUCCUCAUGGUGAUGAUUGCUCUCGGGGCCGCAUCCUUGAGUAGCAGAGACUCGACGGGUAACCUGGAACAGUAUGGAGGGUUCGCUGAUGUCGUCAUAUCCAGCAUCCGCUGGGAGAUCCUCACCGCCGACGAAGCAUCACCGCCGGUGGGCCUGUACGUCGCCCAGUCGCUGUUGCUGCUUGAGUUUUACGAGAAGAUGUUCUCCUCCAGGCGCAUGCACGAACGAGCGCACAUCUAUCAUUCCGCCACUCUGACCCUCCUGAGAAGAGGGAGCCCCCUGAUCGGUAGAGCAGGAAGCGAAUCGCCGCCGGAAGAGGCAGCCCCGACAGUGAACGAUGGCUCCUCGUCGGACUCCAGGACAUGGUGGAUCCGAUGGGCCGAAAGCGAAUCGAUGCACCGCGUCGUUUUUGCUGCCUUCAUGAUGGAUAUCAUCCACGCGCUCACGUUCGGGCAUUCUGCCGACAUGGCACCUCACGAGAUCCGGCUUCCGCUGCCAUGCGACGACGGGCUCUGGACCGCCGCGACGCCCGAUGUGUUCCGCCAGCUCGACAGCAACUACCGGAUGUACGGCAUCAAACAAGUCUCGUUCCUUGACGGACUCAAGAGCGCCCUGCACGGCCAGGAAGUCAAGACGCACACGUUUGGGCGCAUGAUCAUCAUGUCUGGAUUGCUCAGCGUUGGCUGGCACCUGUCCCAUCGGGAGUCUCACACCAAAUGGCUUGACCUGCGGACUCCUAGCGCCGAGUCACGAGACGGGUGGAAGAAGAUUCUUCUAAGGGCUUUUGAUGAAUGGAAAGAAAGCUUCGACAACGCGGUUGGUGCAAACGACACACCCGAGGUCCCCGGCCAGCCGUCCACCUCGAACGGCCCGAUCCACUCGGCCGCCGUGCUUUAUCAUCUCGCACACAUAAGUCUCCGCGUGGACAUCGUCGACUGUCAGGUAUACGCCGGGGCAAAGUAUCUGGUCGGGCGCAAGGUCUCCACCCGUGAUUAUGCCAACGCAGUCUCGCGAAUGAGAACCUGGUCGAACGCUCCUUCGACCCGCCACGCCGUCCUCCACGCCUUCAAACUCCUCUACCACGUGCUGGUUGACCAGCGAGGACCCAAACGGCGGACGAGCAGCUUCGACUCCCUUCCCGAGCCCGUCUCGGUCUUCUACUCCUGCCGCACCGAGCCGGACCCUCACCGGCCGUGGGUCAUGUUCUACGCGGCCCUGACGAUCUGGUCCUUUGUCCAGGCGCUUGGUAUGCCGAGCAAGAACGCGCCACCGGGGAGGUACAGCGAGAUCGCGCGUUACCUGGCGCAUUUCGCGGCCUUGGAUGAGCUCACGGAUGAGGCGGCCCGGGACCUCAACGACAGACUGCCAGAGUUGCUGGAUCUGCUGGGGACCAGCCUGCAGCAGUCCCAUUCGGAGAUCAUGAGGGAAGCGAGCCAGAGGCUGAAGCGUUGCUGUGACAUGAUGAGGUCAUGA
Messenger RNA from Colletotrichum higginsianum IMI 349063, 2460 nucleotides. Its product is annotated as Zinc c2h2 type domain containing protein. Gene Ontology annotation, cellular component: chromatin. Bases 1 to 2460 code for a protein of 819 amino acids. The record is from RefSeq and is a predicted model, not a curated record. Gene Ontology annotation, molecular function: RNA polymerase II cis-regulatory region sequence-specific DNA binding; DNA-binding transcription factor activity, RNA polymerase II-specific; zinc ion binding. Gene Ontology annotation, biological process: DNA-templated transcription; regulation of transcription by RNA polymerase II. The transcript has 2 exons. Lineage: Eukaryota; Fungi; Ascomycota; Sordariomycetes; Glomerellales; Glomerellaceae.